This is a messenger RNA of Ziziphus jujuba (common jujube), 1070 nucleotides long. Its product is annotated as casparian strip membrane protein 1. Bases 271 to 876 code for a protein of 201 amino acids. The transcript has 3 exons. NCBI's taxonomy places the organism in Eukaryota, Viridiplantae, Streptophyta, Magnoliopsida, Rosales, Rhamnaceae. The record is from RefSeq and is a predicted model, not a curated record.
GAAAAAAAAUAAAAGAGAUGACUUCAGUGCAUGGAAAAAAUGCAGCGACUCCCAUUAACUGAUUAAUAUAUAGAAAUUUUAGCCAAAAAAAAGAUUAAUAUAUAGAAAUAUGUUUGACUAUAUUGAAACUAAGCUUUUUCUUUGUUCCCCUAUAUAAAGCUAUAUCCACAUUCAGGCAUUUUCAUUCCAAGCUUUCGACUCUCUUCUAUUCAAGCAUUCUAAUUCCCAAGUUUUCCAAGUUUUUUAGAGCUCUUUCUCUCUCAACUAAAAAUGAAGAGCGGUGACUCAACCACCAUUGAUGUUCCAGAGCCAAGCGGUGUGCCCAAAGGAAAAGCACAUGCUGUGGUCACCAGUACCAGUCAACAAAGAGGAGGAUGGAAGAAAGGGGUUGCCAUAACUGACUUCGUUUUAAGGCUCGGUGGCAUUGUAGCUGGUCUGUCUGCUGCAGCCACCAUGGGAACCAGUGACCAAAGUCUUCCUUUCUUCACUCAGUUCUUCCAGUUUGAAGCUAGCUAUGAUGAUAUGCCAACCUUUGAGUUUUUUCUUAUAGCAAUGUCGAUAGUGAGUGGAUACCUAGUCCUCUCCCUUCCCUUCUCCAUAGUAGCCAUUGUUCGUCCCCAUGCAGCUGGUCCCCGGAUCUUCCUCCUCAUCAUGGACAUUGUGGCACUUACUCUGACAACUUCUGCUGCUGCUGCCGCUGCUGCUGUAGUUUACUUAGCUCACAAUGGGAAUUCGAGCUCGAAUUGGUUGGCAAUCUGCAACCAGUUUGGGGAUUUCUGUCAGAAAAUCAGCGGAGCAGUGGUGGCCGCGUUUGUCACUGUUGUUGUCUUUGUCUUCUUGAUUCUCAUAUCAGCUUUGGCUCUUCGAAAACAUUAAGAAGAUGGAGACAGAAUAUUCAAAAAUAAGCUACAUAUAUAGUUUCUGCUGUUCUUAUUUUGGUGUUUCUUCCGUAAUUACUUGAUGUUCCUUUUCUUUCUUUUGUGUGAAGUUGGUGAAGUGCAUGUAAUUUGUACUUUUGUUGCAUGCCAAAAAUAUUGUAACUAAUGGAAUUUAUUAUAAUUUUGUGCUCA